AUGGAAGCACAGAAUCUUACACACGUGUCAGAAUUCCUCCUCAUGGGACUCUCAGAUGACCCAGGACUGCAGCCCCUUCUCUUUGGGCUCUUCCUGUCCAUGUACCUGGUGGCAGUGCUUGGGAACAUGCUCAUCAUUCUGGCUGUCAUCUCUGACUCCCAUCUCCACACCCCCAUGUACUUCUUCCUCUCCAGCCUGUCCUUGGCUGACAUUGGUUUCAUCACCACCAUAGUCCCCAAGAUGCUGGUGAACAUCCAGACACACAGCAAAUCCAUCACCUAUGUGGGCUGCUUAACUCAGUUGUCCUUUUUUUUCCUUUUUGGAUGUUCGGACAAUCUACUACUGGCUGUAAUGGCUUAUGAUCGGUUGGUGGCCAUCUGUUAUCCCCUGCACUACCUAGUCAUUAUGAAGCCGCGCCUCUGUGGCUUGUUGGUUCUGGUGUCAUUUUUCAGCAGCUUUUUGGACUCCCAGAUUCAUUGCUUGAUGGUGUCACAGCUUACCUUCUGCACAAAUGUGGAAAUUCCUCAUUUCUUUUGUGAUCCUCCUCAACUUCUCCAUCUUGCCUGUUCUGACACCUCCAUCGAUAACAUAAUAAUCUAUUUUAGUGGUGCCAUUUUUGGUGGUAUUCCUGUCUCAGGGAUCCUUUAUUCCUAUAUUCGAAUAGUUUCCUCCAUUCUGAGAGUCCCUUCAACAGGUGGGAAAUACAAAGUCUUUUCUACCUGUGGCUCUCACCUGUCAGUUGUUUGCUUAUUUUAUGGAACAGGACUUGGGGUGUACCUCAGUUCAGCUGUCUCCCCCUCUCCCAGGAAGGGUGCAGUGGCCUCGGUGAUGUACACCAUGGUAACCCCCAUGUCUAACCCCUUCAUCUACAGUCUGAGAAACAAGGACAUCAAGAGUGCCCUGUGGAGGAUUAUCAGCAGAAUAGCCUAA
Molecule: messenger RNA, 930 nt
Organism: Hippopotamus amphibius kiboko
Lineage: Eukaryota; Metazoa; Chordata; Mammalia; Artiodactyla; Hippopotamidae
Product: olfactory receptor 7E24-like
Exons: 1
Coding region: 1-930 (309 amino acids)
Biological process (GO): G protein-coupled receptor signaling pathway
Cellular component (GO): membrane
Molecular function (GO): G protein-coupled receptor activity; olfactory receptor activity
Source: RefSeq, a predicted model, not a curated record